This is a messenger RNA of Exophiala oligosperma, 1439 nucleotides long. RefSeq lists its product as uncharacterized. The record is from RefSeq and is a predicted model, not a curated record. The coding region runs from base 189 to 1439 and encodes 416 amino acids. The transcript is spliced from 3 exons. Lineage: Eukaryota; Fungi; Ascomycota; Eurotiomycetes; Chaetothyriales; Herpotrichiellaceae. Gene Ontology annotation, molecular function: flavin adenine dinucleotide binding; sarcosine oxidase activity; saccharopine oxidase activity.
CUAGGAUAAUGGCACCGAUACACCUAUCGACUGCAAGAGACUAGGGCUGGUGUGUCUAUUGAUCAGAUCUCUCGUAUCUCUUGGAAAGGCGGAAAGAAGUCGAAGGUGAAGCAAGCUGCCAAGAGGCCGAUGACUCAGAACGGGGACAAGAUGGUAAUACGAGUCGGUAAGACACAGGCGUUGUAAAGAUGGGAAAGUCGAUCAUAAUUGUAGGAGGAGGUGCUUUUGGUAUUGCGACAGCAUGGCAGUUGUCUCAAGAACUGGGUACAAGAUCGAAGUACUCCUCGAUACGCGUCCUCGAUAGGUUUCUCCCUCCAUCGCCCAUCGCUGCGUCUACGGACAUCAACAGGAUAAUUCGCACCGAAUAUGCAGACCCCGUGUACAUGCAACUGGCGGUGCAAGCCCUCCAAGCCUGGACCGACCCUGAAGCCCUCUUCCGAAAGCAUUUUCAUCGCUCAGGAUGGCUGCUCUGCGGCAGUGGCGAUGACGUCGGCUUUGUCGAGCAGAGCGAGGAAAAUGCCAAACUGAAAGGCGUUCAUGGCGCCAAGUUUAUGGUUCCAGACGAGGUCCAGUCUAAGUGGCCUGUGGUGAAGGGUCCGAUGAAAGAUUGGAGGAUUCUGUCUGAUCCAGCAGCUGGAUGGGCGGCUUCUUCCAAGGUCCUGGUUGAGAUGGCCCAACAGAGCGCUGGCUGCGGCGUUGGAUUCAUUUCCGGAAAUGCAGGCCACGUCCGAGAGCUCCUGUACGACGCAUACAACGCUUGUAUUGGCGUGCGCACAGUGGAUGGUACAACAUACGAGGCGGACCAAGUGCUGCUGACAACUGGCGCCAGGACGGCAUGUUUGAUCGACAUGGAGGGUCAGCUUAGUGCUUUGGGUCACACCGUUUGCUACAUCCAGCUUGCGCGCGAGGAGGCAGACCGGUACAGGCACAUCCCUAUCAUUGCGGAUAUAGGAGAAGCUGCUGUUUUCGCUCCAGACGAGAACAAUGUCAUCAAGAUUGCGUCCUCGAUUUUCGUCACAAACUUCAAGUAUUCUCCAGUCUCGGGGGUAUCACUGCCUGGAGACUUGGUGGAACGUACAGUGCCUGCAGUGUUGCAAAAUCGGCUGAGAGGCUGGCUUCGACAAGUGCUGCCGGAGCUGGCAGACAGGCCGUGGUCGGAUUCCAAACUUUGCUGGGAUACUGACACGCCGACUCACGACUUCCUGAUUUCAAGCCAUCCACGGCACAAAGGUCUCUUCGUGGCGACCGGGGGCUCUGGUCAUGCUUUCAAAUUUGUACCAAUCAUUGGGCGGUAUAUCUCGCAGCUCCUUGAUGGAGCGGUGCCUGAGAACCUGGAGAAGCAAUGGAAAUGGGGCUCUUCGACGGCUACGAGUCGUGAAACAGGCGGCAAACCUAUGUUUCCGACACCUGCUCUGGAGCUUGGAGAUCUUCUCGGUUAG